Molecule: messenger RNA, 2100 nt
Organism: Aspergillus thermomutatus
Lineage: Eukaryota; Fungi; Ascomycota; Eurotiomycetes; Eurotiales; Aspergillaceae
Product: transcription factor domain-containing protein
Exons: 2
Coding region: 1-2100 (699 amino acids)
Biological process (GO): DNA-templated transcription
Molecular function (GO): DNA binding; zinc ion binding
Source: RefSeq, a predicted model, not a curated record
AUGGAUGCCAUUCCUGGAGGAACCACGGAGGACAUUGUCGACGAAGAUCCCGAAAUCGGGCAUAAGGAAGGCGCCGAGCCAGUUGCCCGUCAACCUUGCGGUGCAGGGACAAGAAGACGGACUUUACGUCCGAUGUCCUCGCUGGCGUGCCCAUCGCGGCCAGCUCUGAUCGAAUUUAUGUCACUGUUGCCGCCUUACGAAGCCGCUGAGCUACUCGUCCAUACCUAUUUCGACAGAGUCCAUUGGUUUCUGCUUAUCUUCCAGCAGGAUGACUUUCGUCAGAGGUGGCCCCAAUUAUAUAAGACACAAUUCGACGGCGCAAGAGGGGCUUACAACGAUCUGGGGUUUCUCAGUACUUUUUUGAUGGUUAUUGCUAUUGGAGCGCACUAUGCCGGACCCUAUCGGCAAGGUCUCCUAGCUCGCCACGGUGUUGAACAUGAGACGCUCAAGCAAUGCAUUUUCAAGGCUAUCAAAUCGAGUCUGCUGGAUAUUAUCUCGGUUGGGUCGUUAGAAGUGGUUCAAACGUGCGUCCUGUUAGGAACAUACUAUCUCUUCCACGGUGCUCCCCGGCUGGCAUGGCCGGUCUGCGGCUGCGGCCUUCGGGUUGCUCAGUCGCUCAACCUACACCGCAAGGUCAACAAAGACCAUGUCACUUUGUCAUCAGAUCCUAUCGAACGCAGCCGGAAUGAAACGAGGAAGCGUUGCUGGUGGGCCAUUUACGAGAUAGAGACGUUCUGUUCGAUGUCAUACGGCUAUCCUCACAGCAUCAAGGACGCAGACUGUGAUGUUGAGCCGCUGGAUCCGUCGGCAAAGCUACAGAAUGCUCAGUCACCUGUGUCUUUUGAUGAGCCAUUGAGACGCGAGACCACCCUUUUGUCCUACAAGUAUUACAUGUCCAAAUUAUCGGUCCUUACCAAAGCAGUCCUCACCGAGCUCUAUGGAAUUGGGCCUGGUCCAGUGAAUAACGACAGGGCUUCUGAUGAGUUUGGCUCGAGCCUACGCGCCUUUGUUAUGAGAGUAGCUAGUCUGGAUGCAAGGCUUCGAAAUUGGCGAGCUGAAAUCCCUCCCAAACUACGAUGGCAGACGGUUGCUUCUACCAGCAUCAGCUAUUCAUCCAAGGAAGAAUUUGAUCGAGAUAUUGGCGCAUCGGGUGUUCGAUUCGACAAUCAUAUCUACCAUCUUCAGGCGUUAGCACUUGAGCUCGCAUAUGAAAACACCAUGAUUCUAGCUCACAGGCCGCUUCUGUCGUACAAGCUCGUGACUAAAACUGCUGACGAGAAGCUGGAUGAUUUCUCUCACCGUGACACAAUUCAAGGGAAUCCCUUUUUAGGAUCGAUGCAAGCCUGCCAUGAUGCAGGCAUGAGCUUGUCCGAACUCGUGAACAGCCCAAUUCUUGAUCUUGUCUCUGAAACCUAUGCCGCUGCCUUUGUUAGCAUCCAUACGUUCACCGCGGGAGUUGCUCUUGGGAUUUUGAGUAGUAUUGAGCCGCUCACACCGCAGGCUCAAGAGGCCAAAGUUGGUCUGCAUCGGCUUAUGUCCAUUCAAGCAAAAUUGAAGUCUCGAUCCCUACUGGCUACGCAGGGACUGGAUAUCCUUCAAAGGUUGACGAAACUUGUCUUGGACAAAGAGCUAAGCAUGAUGCUUGAUGUUUCGAAGCCCCUACAAUGGCCAGAGCAACACAGCAGCUCAGAUGUCGAUCUCAAUGCCGUUCAAACAGAUAUUAAUUCUCCAAAGCCAUCUUCAAGCGGCCAGCGUACGAGGAUGUCGCCUCAUGGUGCUGUUGGGGCUGUCAUGCCGGCGGACCUGGAAAUGACCAUGUCUGAUUCUCGAGACAGCCAAGAAACGGAGACCCUGGCACAGAUGCUGGAACCAAACAGUGUCGGCAACUUCUCGCAUCUUCAGUAUGUGGAGGACGCUUCUGUGUCGGAGGCGCUCUAUGAUUUCGACCAAGUGCUAUCAACAUAUGUUAACGGCUCUUGCGUUGAUCCUGGCCCAUUGUCGACUGAGUCGUCGCAUGCCCGGACGCUUCAUGAGGAAGGAUUUCCAAUGCUGGAACAAACGUGGAUCUGGGGGCCGGAUACUCUACCACGCCAUGACUGA